UAUGGAUUGGGCUGAAAAAUAUACAAGAAUGUAUGUUAGAACUAAUGCAGAUACACCAAAAGAUGCUUAAGUUGCUAGAAAAUUCGGUGCUAAAGGUAUUGGAUUGACAAGAACUGAACAUAUGUUCUUUGAAGGUGAAAGAAUUAAAGCAAUGAGAGAAAUGAUUUUAGCAUCUGAUUUAGCUGGUAGAUAAACUGCAUUGGCUAAAUUAUUACCAUUCUAAAGAACAGACUUUGAAGGUAUUUUUGAAGCUAUGAAUGGAUAUGGAGUAACUAUCAGAUUGUUAGACCCACCCCUUCAUGAAUUUGUUCCACAUGAAACUGCUUAAUAAUAAGAAUUAGCAUAAGAAAUGGGAUUAACUUUGGAUUAAGUUAAAUAAAAGGUACAUGAAUUAGCAGAAUUCAACCCAAUGUUGGGACACAGAGGAUGCAGAUUAGGAAUUACUUAUCCAGAAAUUACAGAAAUGUAAACAAGAGCUAUUAUUGAAGCAGCUCUUAACAUCAAAGCCAAAGGAUUAGAUGUUAAACCAGAAAUUAUGGUUCCAUUAGUUGGUAAUUUUAAUGAAUUAGAACAUUAAUUGAAAGUUGUUAGAAAAACAGCUGAUGCUGUAUUCAAAGAGAGAAAUGAUACUAUUCAUUAUUUAGUAGGAACUAUGAUUGAAGUACCAAGAGCUUGUUUAGUUGCUGAUUAAAUUGGUCAAAUUGCUGAAUUCUUUUCAUUUGGUACAAAUGAUUUGACUUAGAUGACACUUGGAUUUUCAAGAGAUGAUGCUGGUAAAUUCUUACCAUAUUAUAUUACAAAUGGAAUCUUGAAAGUUGAUCCAUUCUAAGUUUUGGAUAGAUAAGGAGUAGGAAAGAUGGUUGAAUUAGCUGUUAAGAAUGGAAAAUCAACAAAUCCAAAUUUGAAAGUUGGUAUUUGUGGUGAACAUGGAGGAGAACCAUCAUCAGUUGAAUUCUUCCAUAUUGUUGGAUUAGACUAUGUCAGUUGCUCACCAUUCAGAGUUCCAAUUGCAAGAGUUGCAGCAGCCAUUGCCAAUUUAACCAAUCCAUGAGU
This is a messenger RNA of Paramecium pentaurelia, 1053 nucleotides long. NCBI's taxonomy places the organism in Eukaryota, Ciliophora, Oligohymenophorea, Peniculida, Parameciidae. The record is from the annotation of a GenBank genome assembly.